GCUGUCAGUCAAGCCGAUUCGCUAUUUCUUCUUUUCUGCCUCUUCUUCCCUCCAAUCGUUUUACAAUUUCAUGGACUCCCACCCCAAUCCUCGCUCUCGCCCUCGCUCUCGCCCUCGUCCCAAACUCGAUCGCCGAAACGCCAUCAAAAACAUCGAAUACGAAGCUUCCUCUUCUUCUUCUUACGACGAUCACCACUCCACCAAUCUCCGUACUCUCUCUCUCGAUUUAUCCCCUUUGACCGAUCACAAAACCAGCUUUCGAAUUAAAGGCAUCGACGGCGAAUUCGACAUAAUUUGCCGCUCUUUGGGCCUCUCCGGCCCCGAAGACUUUGCUAUUCCCGCCGCCGCUUGGGAGGCCCGAAAGGCGGCUCGCUCUUCUUCCGAAGUUGCCCCUGCUUCACGGUCUCGAUUUAGUAAAGAUGAGGAGUUAGGCCAACGUAAUGAUGGUUUUAAAGCUAGUGUCUUAGUUGAUGAACCUCCAAGUAGUUUGAAUUCAAUUACUCAGAGGACCACUAACGGAAUCAACGGAGAUCGGCCGCCGGUGUUGGCACCUCCUCCUGCGAGGCUACGGCCAGUUCUUGAUAAUUUUGGCUCGACUUGGGAUAUAUUGAAGUCUUUUGCGCCUGAGUCGGAUGAGGAUUCUUUAAACUCGCCUGUUCGGGCAGGUUUUGUUAGUUCUUUGGGUGAAAUUGAACGAAAUGCUCAGAGAUUAGGAGAAGCUCAUGAUGAUGAUGCUGAAUCGGAUGAGGACUCUUUGAAUUUGAACUCGCCUGUUCGGGUAGGGUUUGUUAGUUCUUUGGCUGAAUUGGAACGAAAUGCGCAGAGAUUAGGAGAAGCUCGCGAUGAUGAUGGCAAUGAUGGUGGUGGCGGUGGUGUUAUUAAAAAUCAAACUAGUUUGGUUUUGGAGCCAGUGUAUAAUGUUUCUCCGAAUGGGAAAUUUAGAAGAAAUAUUACUUCGUGGCAAAAGGGUGAGCUUUUGGGAAGUGGAUCUUUUGGGACUGUUUAUGAAGGCUUUACAGAUGAUGGAUUCUUUUUUGCUGUAAAGGAGGUUUCUUUGUUGGAUCAAGGAAAUCAGGGAAAGCAGAGCAUUCUCCAGCUUCAGCAGGAAAUCUCUCUUUUAAGUCAGUUUGAACACGAAAACAUUGUUCAAUACUUAGGCACAGACAAGGAUGAUAAGAUGCUUUAUAUCUUCCUUGAGCUUGUAACGAAAGGUUCACUUGCAAAGCUCUAUCAAAAGUAUCAUUUGAGGGAUUCUCAGGUUUCUGCAUACACAAGGCAGAUCCUUAGUGGUUUAAAGUAUCUGCACGACCAAAAUGUGGUUCACAGGGAUAUAAAAUGUGCCAAUAUAUUGGUGGAUGCAAGUGGAUCCGUCAAACUUGCAGAUUUCGGGUUGGCAAAGGCAACUAAAAUGAAUGAUGUUAAAUCCAGCAAAGGGACUCCAUUCUGGAUGGCCCCUGAGGUUGUCAACUUAAGGAACCGUGGGUAUGGACUAGCAGCUGAUAUAUGGAGCCUUGGGUGCACAGUACUGGAGAUGUUAACCAGUCAACCUCCUUACUCUGAUUUGGAAGGCAUGCAAGCGUUAUUUAGAAUUGGCAGGGGUAUAGCCCCUGAAGUACCUAGGUCACUUUCCAAAGAUGCCCGAGGUUUCAUCCUAAAAUGCUUGCAAGUUAAUCCAAGUGAGCGGCCUACUGCAGCACAGUUAUUGGACCAUCCAUUUUUGAAGAGGCCACUGCAAACUUCCCAUGGCCCUGCUUCUCCUUUUUAUAACAGCAGAUGGUCUUGAAAGCUUUUGAUCAAGCUUUGGUGUAGACAUGGAGGUGUUGUUGCCAGUAGUCUAAUGUGCGUUGACAGAAGGCGAGCAUGUUGUGAAAUUUUUGGUAUUACAGAUUGAAAUGGUGCAGUGUGGGGCAAAAUUUGUUUUACACAAAGACAGCCAAGCAUGUGUAAGCAAUGGACAAUGAAGGUAGAGUGUGCAUGAUUUCUGUUCUGUGGAUUACGAAAUAAUUUCAUUGGAAAUUAUUGUUCAUUUUGGUGUGUGUUCUGUUAUGAUUUGUUUCCUUUGCUUUGAUGUUCGGUAAACGGUAAAGGGGUGGCGGAGGGCUCAAUUUUGUAGCAGUGUAAAAUUGUAAAUAUGUGAUUGGUGUAAAUUAAGUUAGUUGGAAACAUAACAUAAUCAUUGUCAAUUAAAUGUACAUAAUAGCUUUUUCAGUUUAUCUAUUCUAUUCUAUUCUAUUCUAA
This is a messenger RNA of Mangifera indica (mango), 2238 nucleotides long. Its product is annotated as mitogen-activated protein kinase kinase kinase 1-like. The coding region runs from base 71 to 1783 and encodes 570 amino acids. The record is from RefSeq and is a predicted model, not a curated record. NCBI's taxonomy places the organism in Eukaryota, Viridiplantae, Streptophyta, Magnoliopsida, Sapindales, Anacardiaceae. The transcript is spliced from 9 exons. Gene Ontology annotation, molecular function: ATP binding; protein kinase activity. Gene Ontology annotation, biological process: protein phosphorylation.